AUUUUAAUAAAAAUCUGAUUACAAGAAAAUUUAAGUAAUCAUGAGUCGAAUUUUUAUUUUGGCAUUCGUUUUAUUUGCUACGCUUUUUGCGGUCAAUGCAGCACCACUUGCACUUGAAAAAAGAGAAACUCAAUUUCAACAAUGUUCCGAUUUUCCAGAUGUAGUGGUACUCGAUGUAAACAUGACACCUGAUCCUCCCGUUUCUAACACAGAAGAAACGUUUGUUAUUAAAGGAACAAUGAAAACCAAUAUUAUCGCUGGAGAUUGGCUUGCUUUUAUAUUCUACGAUCUUUACGAGCAACGACCCAUAGGAGAUACCCAUUGGUUUGAUAUUUGUACAAGACCUGGAGUUACUUGUCCGAUUAAAGCCGGAAAAGCAUUUUCUAUAACGCAGAAAUGCACUACACCAGAAUUGCCUUUAUUAUACACUAUUGGAAUUUUAAUUGGACAUCAUGAACUAACAAAACCAUACGCCUGUUCAGUUGCUAAGAUUAUUGGUGAUAGUGAAUCUUCUGCUGUACCUGACUUUUAG
This is a messenger RNA of Rhizophagus irregularis DAOM 181602=DAOM 197198, 532 nucleotides long. RefSeq lists its product as uncharacterized. The record is from RefSeq and is a predicted model, not a curated record. Gene Ontology annotation, molecular function: sterol binding. Gene Ontology annotation, biological process: sterol transport. Lineage: Eukaryota; Fungi; Glomeromycota; Glomeromycetes; Glomerales; Glomeraceae.